GACAGUGUCAUCUCCAUUUACAUUAGUAAAAUUUCAGGAGGCUUAAAAGUUUGUAGAUAGUUUCGUUUGAAAAUUACAGUAAAUACAUACAAAUACAUACUUUAUUAACAAGAAUGACUCCUGAUCUGAAUAUCGAUUUCGAAAAUUCUGCUCAGCAGCAUUAUUCCGCACACAACCCAAUAGAACAAUAUGUUCUGUUAUCAAAAAGUGCCAAAGGAGCAGCUUGCCUAGAACUGAUUAAACAAGUUCUGGAAGCUCCGGGAGUACACGUUUUUGGAGAGCUCUUAGCAAUGCCCAACAUUUUGGAGCUUCAAGGAGGACCGAAUGCGAACUACUACAACACAUUGAAUUUAUUCGCGUAUGGAACCUAUCGACAGUAUUUGGAAAAUCAGGCUCAAUUAAUAGCACUAACUCCUAUCAUGAGAAAGAAACUGCAACACUUAACGAUCGUUUCACUGGCUAUCAAAACUAAAUGCAUUCCGUACAAGGAACUGCUGACAGAGUUAGACAUAAAAAAUGUACGCGAUCUGGAGGAUAUGAUCAUCGAAGCAAUCUACGCAGACAUCAUUCAUGGUAAAUUGGACCAGAAAAACAAACAGCUUGAGGUGGACUAUGCCAUCGGACGGGAUAUUAGGAAAGGUGACGUAAAUGAGAUCGUUGGAACAUUGCAAGAGUGGUGCGAUUCCUGUGAAACCAUUCUUGCCUGUUUAGAAAACCAGAUCCACCGUGCGAAUUCGGAAAAGCAAAAGCGUUUAAAGCACAAGGAAGUAAUUGAAUCAGAAAUAACUAAUUUGAAAAAGUUGAUAAAAGUUCAGGCAGGAAAUGAUUCCGACGAAGCGAUGGCAACGGAUUCGGGUCGUGAAAUGGCUGUUGGUAAUUCUGAUUCACGUAAAAAAUCAACAAAAUCGAAAAACCUGAAAGUUAGCGGUGUUGCCAAAAUGCUCUCGAGACAGAUGCCCUAACGAUACUCGAGAGGAAAGACAGUUCUAACUCUACUUUUGGCUGUUUUAAGAUGGCUCAGUUUUUUUUCAGUUUGAUUUGAAAUGUCGUUGUAAAUAAAACUAUAUGUGUAUGCAAUCUCUAUUUUCUGUGUUA
Messenger RNA from Malaya genurostris, 1095 nucleotides. RefSeq names its product COP9 signalosome complex subunit 7 (gene CSN7). Bases 114 to 962 code for a protein of 282 amino acids. The record is from RefSeq and is a predicted model, not a curated record. Gene Ontology annotation, cellular component: COP9 signalosome. Gene Ontology annotation, biological process: COP9 signalosome assembly. Lineage: Eukaryota; Metazoa; Arthropoda; Insecta; Diptera; Culicidae. The transcript is spliced from 4 exons.